Messenger RNA from Macrosiphum euphorbiae (potato aphid), 381 nucleotides. The record is from the annotation of a GenBank genome assembly. NCBI's taxonomy places the organism in Eukaryota, Metazoa, Arthropoda, Insecta, Hemiptera, Aphididae.
AUGAUUAAGGCUGAUUCAAGCAUUUUGUCGUCUCCCUUGUUCUUCUCAACCCGGUUUACAGCCCGCCAGUCUCGAAGUCUCGUACUCCAUAUUCUCGGCCUAUCGGUCAGUGGCAUCGAGAGGCGCAUCCCGAGUACCCGUUGUCACCUUAACCGUGGGGUCACCUGGACGGUGUCCAACCGUGCCGUUUGUAUUACUAAAGCUCAGAGGCACUCCUGCCGCUGUGAGGCCGUUUCAGAUGAGCGUGAUACUGAGGUGCGGGGUGGGUCGGAGGUCAAAACUCUGAAUUCCAGUCACCGUAGAAGCCAGACCUUCAAUCCAUGGCUAUCGAUGAUGGAGGGCGAUGUUGAAAAGAAAAAAAAAGAAUGUAAUAUCUUAUAA